This is a messenger RNA of Daphnia pulex (common water flea), 4471 nucleotides long. RefSeq lists its product as uncharacterized. Gene Ontology annotation, cellular component: pericentriolar material; cytoplasm; centriole. Gene Ontology annotation, molecular function: protein kinase binding. The coding region runs from base 159 to 3419 and encodes 1086 amino acids. The transcript is spliced from 10 exons. The record is from RefSeq and is a predicted model, not a curated record. NCBI's taxonomy places the organism in Eukaryota, Metazoa, Arthropoda, Branchiopoda, Diplostraca, Daphniidae. Gene Ontology annotation, biological process: centrosome duplication; protein localization to centrosome; centrosome-templated microtubule nucleation.
GUACCGAUUUGAGAUUCAAUAAAAUUGAAGUGCAGUUCAAAUUUGAGUAGUCAAUUGCUUCUUUGAAUUUGACAUCUUUGUCGAUUAAAUUUAUUUAACUGUCAAAUUAAUUGCUACGACUAAUCAGUAAUUUUCAAAUCGCCGGUUCCGAAAGGAUUAUGGAUAAUCACAGUCAGUCGCUGUCCAAUUCGAGCUGGGAAAACCCGUUUGGUCUCAGUGGAAGUAUUGGUCCUUGUAAUUUAGAAAGUAGCGAACAAUUUGUUGGAGAAGAAUUAAAGGCUUUUUUUGACAAAGAAGAAAAAAUGUAUCAAUCAGCUUCAUCUGUCAAGUCAGAUCAAAGUCACCAAACAGAGAAAAGCAAUGCAAUGGUUUCAGGAAUAACACUAAGGUCAUUCAUGGUCGACAGUGGUGAUAGUGAUCUCAUUCAUCAGAAACUUACCAUGAGUCAAUAUUUGGCAUACAAAUCAGAGCCUAUGGGUCCAGAGUUGGGAGAUUCUGCGUCAUUUAGAGAACGACCUUAUUUCAGUUUUCAAGAGAAGAGUCUUCAGUCAUCAAGCAGUGAAAAAAGUGAACCAGGCAUAGUAGAGUUUAAUCCAGACUUUAGCCAAGAGCCUUCAUGGAUGAAAAAGAAAUCUUUGAGUUCUCUCUCCAGUUCUGAAAAUCUAGAAUUGCCAUCCAAGAGUCCUGAUAGCAGUGAAAACUGGUUGAUUGGCAAUAACAAGUCCGUAAGCCAAAUAGGCAGUUUGGUAGAUAACAAUGAAAAAUCGAGUGUGAGCCUUCGUGAGAAAGAACCCAGUAUUCAACAUGUCGAGGAAAAAAAUGUCACACCAGUCGAAUUUAAACAACCUGCCCCCUGUUUGACACUGCAAGAAAUUGGAGAAACCAGUGAACUUCCUUCUCUUUAUUGGAAACCACAAGACGAAUCACAUAUCGAUGUGGGGCAGUCUCAUAUUGAAUCAGUGCUCGAUCCCGGAGCAAUAAGCCAUUUUCAUUCUUAUGUUGCUGGACACGUUGAAUCGCUGUCGCUGGGAUCCGAUAGCAGUCGACGACCAAGUGAAAUUGCCGCAUCCAGUCAGAGUUCUUCGUCGCCAGCUAGUACGAUCCGGGAGAACACCGAUUUCCCUCGGUGUGAUUCGCUGAUUUCAGAACCACAGUUGAGUUCAACCCGUGAAAUUACUGACGAUUUCAUAGAUCAAAGCUCGUGUGAAAGGCGCGUGCAUUUCUUGCCGGAUCCCCAACGUGCAGAAAUUAGUCACAUAUCAAUGCCGGCACAAAACCUGCAACUGGGAUCGCUUCUAGAAGUAUCUUGCAAACCCAAUCUGUGUUCCACGGCAAUGACACCUGCAGCUAAAGCGUCCGAACAUGUGAUGCGCAUUCUGGAAAAUCUAAGUCAACAAGGAAACAUCACCUGUGAUCACGAGCCAGAGGUUCAGUCAGUGACUUCUCGAGUGAACAAAGCUUGUAAUGUAGAAACAACAUCACGAAAUUUGGAUCUGGAAUGGGAACGAAUUGAACGCGAAUUGACACUACAUGAAGCAAAUGGAUUCAGCCCAGAAUCCUGGUUAGCUGUAUUUUCCGACACUUCUUUGCUGUCAACACCAUUGCUGAUGAACAAAAUCAAGGAGCACGUUCUUCGCCUAAAUGGUCGUGGCAUGAGCUCAGGACUUUUACCUUCGGAAUCGAGCGGCAUCGGCGGAAGUGGUUUUGAAAUAACCGAAAGUCGAGCUGAUAGCGCUUACGGACUUCCCUCGUCUAACAAAAGCACCAACAACUUUGCUCGUCGAUCCUUACUCAACAAUAAUGAUAUUUCUUCUAGAACUUCGUCUGGGAAAUUUAAUCCGACAGAAUUGAAUCAGCAACCCGUGUUCCCUCUUCCUGUACCUCCAACACCUGCUGAUAUCGAUGGGAAACUUAUGAAGAAUCGACACACAUUGGCUGCUGUACCCACACGUAGCUCCGUGAAUCGUGAACCUCAGACUCCCGUUGAAAAAAUAAGCGAAUUCAACGACAAAGAUUUCUGUCGCAUCACAUCGACAGUUAUCAAGAAGAAUGCUACCCCCGAUGUCCCAAAAUCUUCUGUUGGCGUCGCUCAGGUCAAAACGAAUUUAAUCGAAUCAGCCCAUUCCCUUCAUGAGCCGUUAGUCAAAGUGAAUAAAUCGCAAGUUUAUUUUGGAGGGGCCAGAGUUCGACUCACUCAGAUCCAAAAUGUUGUUGUCCUUAAUUCGUCCUUCAAACAGGGAUUAGAGCUCGAUUUGCGUAUCAAGGAUUCAGACGAUUUUCAUAUGCUGGAUGAAAAUCGUAGUUUGGUGUCCCGUCGUAAACUCCAAUUAGAACCUCGUCAAGAGUGUUGCCUUGAUCUUGUGUUUCAACCGAAUAGUCUUGGCCCACUAACCACGAAGCUAAAUCUUUAUCCACGUUGCGAAUCGGCCAAAAAAAUGAAGUAUACUGUAGAUCUCUUCGGAUACGGCGGAUCAAGCCACAUUCGACGAUUGGCAGAUAAUACUGCUGAACCAGAAAAUACACUAGUGCCUAAAUCCAAGGGAUCUGUCUGGAACUGCCAACUUGUCUUGGAAAAUCGGGGAAAUGUUGCAGGAUUCGCUUUCAUUCAACCGUUGCAAGAAAACGGGAAAGUUCUAGACCCUUAUCAAUGCAUUGUCAUGCCCCAGUGUUGCUCUGUGGGUGUCGGAGACAUUAAAAGCAUGCAAAUUUUUAUUCAUCCGUCAGAAAAUAGGAAGGUAACCUCGUUUAAAUUACGACUCGUGUGGGGCGACGAGCCACUGCGUGCUCGCUGGAUUAGAUGCAUCGCCGAUGGAGCUCCCGUGAUCCCUACUACUGAGAUCAAUGAAAUCGACUGGACUAGAUUGUUACAGCUGGAGGCCAACGACAACCCCUUGAAACCUGCUGUCUGUGAAGGGGAUAUGGCAUUGUUCUUUAACAAUGCAACGGCGGAGGAGAUCAAUGUAAUUAUCCCAGAACACGAGAAAGACUCACGUUUUGUAACACUAGCCGCAGAGCCUGCCACGGUCCUUGAACCAUCGAUUCUAAGCGACGCAAAGCUCCCGCAGCAUGUCCCGCAGAGACGUCAAACUACUGCUGCCAGUGGGAAAUGCCCAUCUGACGUGGUUGUCUCUGCAGCCGUUACUGAGGUGGCGUUUCCUUCCACCAAAGUUGGAGCCGUAUCCUCACAAAAGAUUCCGCUUCAGAAUUGGAGUGGAGACAAACAAGAGGUUCGAGUGAAGACCAUCAGUGGGCCUUUUGUCAUGAACCAUGCUCGCAACGCAGUCCCAAGAGGUUACUUCACUCGUUUACCCAUAGAGUUCCAUCCAACAACAAGCGGUUCGCACUCUGGGCGCGUUGUAUUGGAUGUUGGACAGAAUGGGCAAACUUUAACAGUUGCACUCAAGGGGGACGCCUACUAAAAUUGUAUGAUGUGUUUAAUUAUCUUCCGUUAUUCCUUUUUAUAUUAAUAAUGCAUUUCUUAAGCUUUUUCUUUUACUUCGCAAUUAAAAAUGGCAAUUCACGCUCUUUUUGGCCCAUGAUCGAGGUCAAUAAACUUAUUCUGUAAUAAGCUUUUGCUUAAAUGGGAAACUUGUAAUUUAUUCCGUCUUAAGGCCACUUUAUAGACAGAAUUGAACAUGCAUAAAGAAACAUUUUAAAACAACCAACUGGAUAAAAGAACGUGACAGGGAAACAGAAUGAAAUGGUAUGAAGAUUUGGAACGUCGAAAUUGAAAGGAGGGAAAAAACAUGGAACGACGUGAAAGCUUAUUUUUUCUUUGUGAUUUUGCGGUUUGAUUUAUCACUGUGGUCCGUUGGCAGAUCCAACCGCAGUUCACGAUAAUCCGCCUGCGUUAAAAAUGCAAUUGUGUGACCAAACAUUUCCAUAAAACAAAGUCAGUAAAAUGUUUACCAGUUGCUCGUUAUCGGGAACCCUGCUAAGGAAAUCGAGAGCUUCGUUAUUAGGAAUGCUGUGGGGUCUGAAAAGCUUGCGCGUAAACUUGUUGACACCCCAGCCAAGAAUGAGGAAUCGUAAUGGAACGGUGUAUAGUAAAAUGCAUGACGCAAUCAAUAAAAUUAUGGCCAAGUAGGAAAGAAAAGGUACACUAAAGUUGAAGGUGCUAAAAAAAAGAAAGUUUUUUUUUUAAAUAAUUAAAUGUCUGUUAAUUUUUUUGCAAUUUAAAAUUCGGCGACAUACUUUCUCACGCUUUCAAAUAACGAAGCCAAGUAGCCAAUGGAAUUCUGGACGGUUAGAGUCGCUUCCUGGAUUGUGUGAAGCCGCUCUUUCAAACUCUUUCGUUCUUCCUGAAAUACACACACACACACAUUAUAUUGCAAUAAUAAGUGAUCCUGAAAAUUAAUUCAGAAAUUAAUUUACCUUAUUCUUAUCGUCAGCUUCUUCAUCGUCGUCAUCGCCAGACGCGUUAUCACUCUCUUGAUAUUCGCUAACAUAGCCGUGAGUAAAUGAUCGGAUC